CAGUCCAAAGCCGCAGUAGCACGUCCUGCCCAACAAGAGAACUCAGUCCUUGCAAAUGCCUAGUCCUUGCUCCUGAGCAGAGUGGAGAGUCUGGGGUGGCGCCUGCUUUGGGGACACCUGCCCUGCCCUCACCCCGAUCUCCUGCACAAGCGCUGGCCCUGAUCCCGGCUCUCUGGAGGAGGUCGAGCUGCCCAGCCCCCUGUUUCUCUCUACGACCAGGUGAGCUUGCCAGCUGCCCCACCUCCCCUGGAUCCCCAGCCACAUCAUGAAGAGCAGCAGCAAAAGAGAUUCGAACCGGCGCGCGUUCAUGGAUCAGGUGCGGGAGUGCCGCGACAAUGGCUAUCUGCUCUCCUCCAAGAAGAUCGGUUCGGGAGCUUUCUCCAAAGUCUACCUGGGGUACGCCACCCACGAGAGAAUGCGCCAGAACUACAAGCUGUCCUCUGACCUGAGAGCCAAGCGCCACACUAUGGUAGCCAUUAAGAUAAUAUCUACAGCUGAAGCCCCCUUAGAAUACUCCAGGAAGUUCCUUCCCCGAGAGAUCUACUCCCUCAAUGCCACCUACAAGCACCUGAAUGUGAUUCAGCUUUACGAGACGUACCGGAACAGCCAGCGCUCCUACCUUGUUCUGGAGCUGGCGUCACGCGGAGACUUGCUGGAGCACAUCAACGCCACGUCGGACCGGCGCUGCUGCCCUGGGUUGGAGGAGGAAGAGGCCAGAAGGCUCUUCCGACAGCUUGUCAGUGCUGUGGCCCACUGCCACAACGUGGGCAUUGUUCACCGGGAUUUAAAGUGUGAGAACAUCCUGCUGGAUGAUCGAGGGUUUGUGAAGCUGACUGAUUUUGGCUUUGCCAAUCGGACCGCAGUGAAGAAUUCUCUGCUGAGCACGUUCUGUGGCUCUGUGGCCUACACAGCCCCUGAGAUCCUCAUGAGCAAGAAGUAUAAUGGGGAACAGGCUGACCUAUGGAGUCUUGGCGUGAUCCUUUAUGCCAUGGUGACAGGGAAGCUGCCCUUCAAGGAGAGACAACCCCACAAAAUGCUGCACCUCAUGCGCCAGAGCCUGGCCUUCCGGCCCAGCCUGUCUCAAGAGUGCCAGGACCUGAUCCAGGGUCUGCUCCAGCUGAGGCCGAGAGCCCGGCUGGGCCUGCAGCAGGUGGCUUCCCACUGCUGGAUGCUGCCUGCGUCCCAUGCCCUGUUCCACAAUGUGCUCAGUGCUACACCAGGGACUGAGGAGAAAGCCCUGAAGGGUGAGCUGGCAUCAGAAGAAUUGGAGGGAUCUGAACCACAGGACCAGGAAGCAGGAGUCCUGAUCCCUGCAACCAUAAGGAUGCUUGAGGGGCCCCCCGAGGCCAGCUCUGAGCAGGCCCCAACAAGCGAGCUGUCGGCAACGACCCUGCUCCGGCCUCCCAGUUCCCUCCUCCAGCUGCCAUCUCCCCAGCUGGCACAGCCUUUGGGUCCAGGUCCCGGCCCUGCAUCCCCACCCACUCGCCCUCCAUCAAUAGGUCGGCCCAGCAUACUGGCCAGCCUGAAGCCUAAUUUCCACAAGACUGGGAGCUUGCCAUCAUGGGCAGGAAUAGGGCCCCAGAGCCCUUCAGGGGGCAGCCUAGCCGGGCCCAGCGCUUCCCGGCAGAUUCUGUCCCUCUACUCUAUGUCUGUGAUUCGGAAAGCCCCGCUGCACCGCCUGGUCAACUGAGGGAUGGGAAGGGGUUGGAUUGGGUAAGGGGAGUGGG
Messenger RNA from Antechinus flavipes (yellow-footed antechinus), 1727 nucleotides. RefSeq names its product testis-specific serine/threonine-protein kinase 5-like. NCBI's taxonomy places the organism in Eukaryota, Metazoa, Chordata, Mammalia, Dasyuromorphia, Dasyuridae. Gene Ontology annotation, molecular function: protein serine/threonine kinase activity; tau-protein kinase activity; ATP binding. Gene Ontology annotation, cellular component: cytoplasm. The transcript has 8 exons. Gene Ontology annotation, biological process: intracellular signal transduction; protein phosphorylation; microtubule cytoskeleton organization. Bases 266 to 1690 code for a protein of 474 amino acids. The record is from RefSeq and is a predicted model, not a curated record.